This is a messenger RNA of Oikopleura dioica, 11640 nucleotides long. Lineage: Eukaryota; Metazoa; Chordata; Appendicularia; Copelata; Oikopleuridae. The record is from the annotation of a GenBank genome assembly.
AUGAAAGAACUUCUUUCUACGGCGAAUUCUCAGGGAUCAGGCAUCUUAUCCGUCAGUAAUUUCGACAGCGCUGAAACCAAUCGUCAUGGCCCGUCUUACUGGGAUUUUAUGCUUCUGAAUUUCUUACAAGACGAAGAGUGUGGAUGUGUCGAUGUAAACGAAUGCGAAAUUAAUGGACACAACUGCCAUUUUCUUGCGGCUUGUGACAACACGAUCGGCUCGUUUGCCUGUCGCUGCCCUGAAGGAAUGAUUGGCGAUGGAGUCGAUGAGGAUGGUUGCAUUCCAGAUCCAUGUGCAAAAUGUGUGGAGGGAACAACUUGCUCUGCUGAGGGGAGCUGCAUCUGCGACGAAGGUACUUUCGGAACAGGCUUGAAGUGCGAUAAAAGUGACUCUAUUUUUCCAUUAAAUCGACCAAAAUCAUUUGGCGACGAAGAGAACUGCGAAGACCCUUUCUGGAUAGCCGCUGGAAACCUAGCCCUAGAAGAUAUUCCAACAACGGUAUUGGUUGAUCUGAAUGUCAAUGCAUUAGAUCAGUACGCCAAAUGUCUCCAGCUUCUUAAAGAAAAUGGUGUGAAAAUAUAUCACGAUGAAUCGCUCUGGAACGGAUUCAAAGCAUUCAACAUAAUUGCGUCAAAGCUUGAGCGAGUUCUGGCCACUUAUGGUGACUUCAUUGACGGCAUCUACUUGUCAAAUGCGCCAAAUAACCAGUUCGAUCAAUAUGGCGGCGUAGAUAUGUUUGCUAAACUGGUGAAUAUGAUCAAACUGCGAAAUCUUGGCGUGAUUGUCGACGUCAGAAAACAAAAAGAAGCUGUCAAGCUGUUAUCAGGAUCGCUCAAAACAACAAUUGGAAACCCCAUUCCAGCAGCUGAUAAAGUAAUUCUCUUCUUUGCAAACUUUAAUGAUUGGAUAAUAAGUUGCGAACAGAAAACGGAAGGCGUUUUCUGUGAUAGCGAUUCUGAACUAAUGCCCGCGAUCGCACGUGGAUUAAUUUCAAAAACUCAGCUAGCUGGCAUAUUUUAUUCGGUUUUGCCAUCUGAUACGGAAAGAGUUUUUAGGGCAGCUCAAGCUAAAAACAUCGGAUCAAUCUUCGUCUCCUCGGCGGAUAUAAACGCGGGAAACAAAGCAGACUUCGAUGAUCAAAUGGCUAUGGAGUUGACUUACUCUCUGAAGGGACUUUGGCCUAAAUGUGGAUGCUAUGACCAUGAUGAAUGCUCUGUGGAAGACACAGACGAAGCAAUUUGUCAGAGUGAGGAGGAGAUUUGUGUCAAUACUGAUGGAUCCUACACGUGCAUUAAUCCUUCAACUGCUCUUGGUUUAUCUGGUCGAGCUCGCGCCAUCGGUUGUUUCGAUACUUGUGACGAAAAAGCGGAGUGUAUUUUGGGAGCAUGUCGGUGCAAACCAGGAUUCGAUGGAAAUGGCCAAGACUGCAAUGCGCCAAAAAAUGAUAAGAAAUUUAUUAUACCAAUACGUCAACGACCAACGAUCCGUGGCGGUCGGUGCGUGGAUGCGUAUUGGAACGAAAUCUCCACAAUGAAGGAUGCUGUUGUUGUCCUUGAAAUUUACUCCACGAAAUGGAUGCCCUGCAUUGAAUUGUUGAAUAAAGAAGGAAUCACACUUUAUGCAAAGAUUGACGCAAAAGGAGGCAGCAUGGAUGAUCCUGUCAGCGCCAUAACAAAGAAAUUUAACAACCUAAAGAGGGUAUUUAAUGGAAAAGUUAAUCCAUAUUUGACGAAUCCAGGAAGAACAUUUGAAACAAACUGGGUCUACGAGGCAAUGGAAAACGCUCGCAAUCAGAAUUUAAAACUUGGGAUUCAAGCAUCAGAUGCCGAAUGGUCGAUUGAAUGCGUGAUUAAAAAGAAAAUAGAUCUCGUUGUGGUCUUCAAAGAACCAGUGAAAAAAUUUACCCAGAGCUGUGGAGAAGGCGGCCCAGGACCAUUUUGCGCGACGAGAGCAGCUAGAAAUUUGAUUUCUGAAAUGGUUAUAGCUUUGAAUCAAGGAAAGCUAAAUAAAGAUGUCUUCGCCAUCAUUGCAUACAAUGCGAAUGUGCGUGAUGUCAAAUCUGUGCUGGCUCUUUCCGAAACAUUCAAAAUCGACAGGGACGUCGACGAAUGCGCAGAAAAUAAAAACAUUUGUGGCGAGAAUUCAAUCUGCACGAACACUCAAGGCAGCUUCAGAUGCGAAUGCGCAUCUGGAUUCGAGUCAAAAAAUGAUCAGUGUGUCGACGUUGAUGAGUGUGCGCACUCCUUGCAUAACUGCGCCGCCCAAUCUUUCUGUGAAAACACGGCUGGCAGUUUCAUUUGCUCAUGUAAAGAAGGUUUUGUCGGUUCCGGCAUUGUUUGUAAUGAUAUUGACGAAUGUACAAGCGAAAAUGCUUGUGCGGAAAAUGCUCUCUGCACGAACAGUUUUGGAAGCUUUACAUGCACAUGUGCGCGAGGAUUCGAAGGCGACGGUAAAACUCAAUGCUUUAAAAAUACUUGCAAGGAAUGCAGCAGUGGAGCCAUAUGCAGUUCCACAAGCGAAGGAUGUAUUUGCCCCCCUGGAACCCGUGGUCCCGCUACGAAAUGCGAGGAGCAAAAACUUAUUAUUCCUAUUCGUUCCAUCCCUCUUGUCUCACUCAAAGCGGGUAAAUGUAUAGACGAGUGGUGGGCGGAAAUCGCAGCUCUAGGGAAGCGAGCUACUGUGUUACUUGUGUUUCCCGCGCGUACAUGGCUACCUUGUAUACGAUUAUUGCGCGAUAAUGGUGUGGAUGUCUAUCAACAGGUUAACGCUAGAAAAAGUCUUUUUUCAAAUAUGAAAAGAUAUCUGACGAAGCAAGUUCAGCAGAUAACUAGUGAAUUCGGAGGAAAAGUAAACGGCGCAUAUUUUAUGAAUCCUGGCGCGAAAGGCUUCUCACAGGAUCACUUUACUUCAGCGUUUGAUGAAGCUCGCCGUGCAGAAUUGAAAGUAGGCCUACAACUCGCAGGUAUUCAGUUCGACGCGAAUACAGUGGCGGCAACUGAUCUCUCAGUCGUCUUUAUCGGACACUUUAAUGAGAUGAGUACCAACUGUGGCGUACACGGGAAAGGUCCAUUUUGUGGCGCGAAGACUAGAACAUCGCAGACCAUGUCAAUCAAGCAAAAUAUCGCUAAUGGAGUCUAUGGUCCCGAGAAGAUCGGAGCCAUAGUGUUCAAUGUCCCCCGGCGACAUCUUGAAAAUGUGUUUUCCCUGGCAGAAGGAGAUGACGUUGGAUCAGUUUAUGCGUCAGAUUUUGGAAAAACAAGCGAGAAGAAACCUUCUUACUGGGAAGAUCUCGCAAAAGGACAAAUUGGAGCAAAGGGAAAUCAAGACUGCGGGUGCAAAGACAUCAACGAAUGCGAAGAAACUCCAGAUAUUUGUGGAUUAGAGGGAUCAUGUGAAAACAUUGACAGCGAAGGUUACAACUGUCAGUGUAUCGAUGGAUUUACAUUCAACGGAGAAACUUGUGUAGAUUUCGAUGAAUGUCUCAGUGCAGUUUGCGAUGAGAAUGCAACAUGUGAGAAUAUGAAUGGCGGAUUUUCUUGUAAAUGCGUUGAUGGAUUUGUCGGGGAUGGUUUAACUUGCACUGAUCUCAACGAGUGUGCUCUGGAAAAUAUUUGCGAUGAAAAUGCCACCUGUGAGAAUUUCGAGGGUGGGCAUAGCUGUAUCUGCAAACCUGGAUUUUCUGGGGACGGAACAUCCUGCGCGGAUAUCGAUGAAUGCACUGCGGAGCCUUGUCCGGAAAACUCGAGUUGUGAGAAUACGAGCGGAUCAUUUUCUUGUCAAUGUCUUUCUGGUUACAAAAUGAACCAAGGAGAAUGCGUGAAUGUUGAUGAAUGCGCGACUGGCAUUCAUAACUGCCAUGAAAUGGCUGACUGCGUGGAUACAGAUGGGUCCUUUGCCUGCUCAUGUCGUCGCGGCUUCUCUGGCGAUGGUGCAACAUGUCAGCGACAACUGUGCACUCUAUGUGCAGCCGGGUCUACUUGCACUGGCUCGGAAUGCACUUGCUCUUCGGGUUUUAGUGGAAACGGCAUCGCUUGCACAAGCUCUACAUCUGCUGUGGUUCCAAUAAACACACCGCCGAUCAUAAGUCCUAGAACAAGCGAGUGCAUCGAUCCCCUAUGGUCGGACAUUGCUAAAGAACUGAUGAUCGAGCGAAAAGUUAUACUCGAUGGCGCUUCUGUAGGAUGGGUUCCUUGCAUUAAGCUUCUUACCCAGGCUUUUGCGGAAGUAUAUGCCACUGUCCAUGUUAAACGCGUUGAUUUAUCAGACAACAAAAACAUUCUGUCUCAAAUCCAGGAGCUUAUCGCUUUUGGCGACGCGUUGACCGGAAUCCAUUUCCAAACUGACGAGAUUCUUACUUAUGCCCUUGAAGAGUGGUCAGGAUUAUUUGAUUUAUGUCGAAUAGCUGGGCUCAAAAUUUCCAUCGACGGAUACAGCAACAACUGGGACAUUCGAUUUGCAACAGAAGUUGAUUUUAUUGUUAUUUUCGAUGCGCCAGUGGCGGAGUUUGGUCUCAAUUGUUUUGCAGGACAUUCCCGAGGACCAUUCUGUCGACAAAAUCAAAUCACCAAAGAAGAAUUGAAAAAGAUUGAAAAUGCGGUAGAGAUCGGACUAUUUUCAAGGUCGAAAUUCGGUGCAAUAAUCAGAAACGUCCCGGAGCGGCUGGUGAGUCAAGUAAUCGCAGAUGCUGAAAAGUCUGUCGCUGGGAGUUUGUUUGUGACUUCCCAUGGGCUGCGUGCUGCCACGUUUCAGCUUCCGGAGUAUUGGCCUGACUUUUUAGAAGAAGUUAAAAGAAUUAACACCCAGAGGAAAACAAGUUCAUGUGGCUGCCACGAAAUUGAUGAAUGCGAUAGCAAUCCGUGCCCACUAAACUCCAAGUGCUCGAAUAAUGUUGGUAGCUUUGAUUGUGUUUGCGAUGAAGGUUUUGCCUUGACGCCGGAUGGUCUUUGUCGGGAUCUGGAUGAGUGCUCACUUGGACUCCAUGAUUGCUCCGCUAACGGCGAAUGUGUUAACUUGUCGCCAGGUUUCCAGUGUUCAUGUCUACCCGGAUUCGAAGGAGACGGCAAAAGCUGUGUGGAUAUUGAAGAAUGUGCGAUUGUUCUUGGCUCAACCGAUACUAUGGAUGUGAAAGUUGCAGAAGAACUCGCUUCUGAGUUGGAACUUGAUGGCUUCUAUUUUGAAUUCGACGAUUAUAGGAACGAUAAAGCUCUCGAAAUCUUCCGAGAAUUAAAAAAUAGCGGCCAUUUCAUCGCUAUAAAUGGCCAUGGACGCGCCUGGGACAUCACCACUUUACUGAGUAUCGAUUUGGUGAUCACCUUCAGUGGAAGUGAGUUCGACUUCCGUCACAACUGUAUUUUUGAUCUCUGCAUCGAAGACGAAGAUACUCUUAGCGAAAUUCUUACUGCUAUUGACAGAAAAUUCAUCUCGCGGACCCGAUUUGGAACAAUUAUUCACGAAGCAGAUGGGACAAACAUAAACUCAUUAUUCGAAAAUGUACUGCGAUUCCGCUCUCCGCGUUCCAUCUUUGUGUCAGACAAAUUGCCGACAGAAUAUUCUGACAUCAUCGACGAAUCAGUUCGACUUAAUAAUGAGAUGCUGGCGUUUACUGCGCAGGAGGUAGACUUCUCCGACUGUGGCUGCAAAGAUAUAAACGAAUGCGUCACAAUGGUCAAGCCGUGCCCAGAUGAUUCUACAUGCACAAAUAUGAACGGGGGUUUCCGCUGUAGCUGCUCGUUUUCUUGUGAGUGCGAUGCUGGAUUCAGACCAGGACCCCUUGGUGUGUGCUUGGACAUUGAUGAGUGCCAAGAACAAUUGGACAAAUGCGAUAUUAUGUCCACCUGUAUUAAUAUCGAAGGACAUUACGCAUGUUCCUGCAUUGAUGGUUUCGAAGGCGACGGGUUCUCUUGUGAAGACGUUGAUGAGUGCAUAGGUGUAAACACAUGUAGUCCAAAUGCAGUUUGCCAAAAUACAGUUGGCAGCUAUACUUGUUCUUGCAAAGAUGGAUUCGUUGGUGACGGGCAAAACUGCGAAGACUUUAACGAGUGCUCGAUGCGACCCUGUCAUUUGAUGGCCGAUUGUAACAACUCAGUCGGAAGCUUCCAAUGCGAGUGUAUUGAGCCUUCGUGGAAUGGGAACGGAUUUAGCUGCACAAAAGACAUCUGUUCUGGCUGCAUUGAGCAGGCACGUUGCGAAGACAGCGGAUUGUGUAGUUGUCCACCUGGCUUUAGCGGGUCUGGAUAUUCUUGUCCUAAGAAUACUCUUGCAAUUCCAGUGAAAGAAACGGUUGAUAAUUUGUUUCCAUUCGCCCCAUCUUCAGUCGAUUUUGACGUGUGCACAGAUGAAUACUGGAGUCAAAUAGCAUCGGACGAUGAUAACUGCGUUUUUAUUGACGCCAGUGUUCUUUCCGACUCACCGUGCUUGGAUGAAGUGUCGCGUAGAAAAAUUCAGAUUUUUGUCACUGUCGAUGUUUCAGACGUUUCUAUCGAAAAUAUUAUGGAAGAAAUAGUGGCUAUAACGGAAUCAUCGCCAGUGAGACUAUCCGGAAUUCAUCUGAAAAAUCCGAAUACCGAAAUGGGCUUUGACGAUCCUUCAUUCGACGUCAUUUUUGAAUAUAUCCGUAGCCUUGGGCUCAAAAUAUCUAUACUCGGAUAUGGACAACUGUGGUCUAUUAAUACAGUCCAAAAAAUCGACACCAUUGUGGUCUUCGAGGGCGGUUACGAUGACUUUAUGUUAGACUGUGGAGAAUUUGGUGUGGGUCCGUUCUGCAAAGAAGGUCGACUGGGCGAUUAUGUCGAUCGAGGAAAAUUUUUAACGUUUUUCUUCGACAUUCCCAUGGAAGACAUUGAAAUUUUACUCGACGAGCAUUUCGAAGGUGACCUCGGUGGAGGUAUCUUCAUCUCUGAUCAAAAACUCGACUCUGUUACAUACAGACCAUCGUAUUUCCAAUAUCUUCAGCAUCUUGUUCUAAAAAAAUCUCGUGAGAGGAACAAACUUUCAAACUGUGGCUGCCGAGAUGUUGAUGAAUGCGCUACCGGAAAAUCAACUUGCCCAAGUCACUCAGAUUGCACAAACAUUGCUGGAGGAUAUCGAUGCUCUUGCUCGGCCGGAUUCGCGGAAAUCCUAAAUGAAGGCUCGAUGACAUGCAUUGAUAUUGAUGAGUGUUUUUUUGGAACCCAUAAAUGCUCCAUCAAUGCAGUCUGUCAUAAUACCGUUGGGGGUUUUGACUGUACAUGCAACAGUGGCUUUAUUGGCGAUGGAGAAAUCUGUGAAGACAUAGAUGAAUGCAACGAUUCCACAGAAAGCUUAUGUGCCGCGAAUUCCCACUGCGUCAAUUUCGAAGGCACCUUUGCUUGUAUUUGCGAUUCCGGAUUUUCAGGAUCGGGUAGAAGUAUCCAAGGAUGCCAAGACGUUGACGAAUGCGCUCUUCGUACAGCGUCAUGUCCAGAGAACUCCAAGUGUAUAAAUGUGCUAGGCGGGUUCACUUGUAACUGUAAUCCUGGCUACGAAAGAAGAUCUGAUCAGUGUGUCAAUAUCGACGAAUGCGCAAAUGACUCAGACCGGUGUCACCCAAUGGCCAAAUGUACGGAUACAGACGGAAGUUACUUUUGUGAAUGUCUAGGAGAUCUUCAAGGCGACGGCUUCAACUGUGCUCAGGACAUAUGUAGCUCGUGCACUUCGAUUGCGGAUUGCGACGGAGAUUCUUGCCUGUGCCCAGCUGGAUACAAGGGCACUGGGGUUGAAUGUCCGACGACUGACGGUCUCAUGGUCCCGAUGACUCCAUCUUUGAUUCCGUCUUUCGACGACAAGACGCGUGAAUGCACAGAUGAUUACUGGUUAACGAUCGCUGAAAUACCUGGAUCUUCCGUUAUAAUCGACAACCCAUCUGGGAAGUGGAAACCGUGUAUGCACGAUAUACUCACUAAGGGCGUUGAUGUUUACAUUCGUCUUUCAACAACAGCAGAAGACGCGGUUAACAAGCUGAACUUUAUCAGCUCAAAUUUCAGAAACAGAUUUUCGGGAGUUUACUUGGAGCCUUGCUCGGAGACUAAAAUAACUAUGACACUCGCAAAAUCUCUUGGUCUUAAAGUUGCUGUCGAUUUAUCAGACUGUUUUGUUUUCGACGAUUUCAUGAAGUCCGCUGAUAUGAUAACCCUCUAUCGCGGAAAUAUGGAGAACUUCGAUGGUAGCUGCGGCCAUUAUGGAAAGGGUCCAUUCUGCUCUCAUGAUCGAAGCGACGAUAUCGACCGUUUGUACCAAUGGAGCGUGUCGUUAGCAGACAAGUCUAAAGUUCCGAAGUUCGUUUCAAUGAUCUUCGAAGUUCCAGCAUCAGGGUUUACGACUGCGGUUGGUAGUCAUUACAGCCAGCAUUUUCGCGGAGGGAUGUUUAUAACUGACUCAACCCAGACUGGUCAAUUAAGACCCAGUUACUUUAGAGCAAUAAGUAACCUGGUUCUUGACCAUAAAGAGCUACAGACGCCUUGCGAUUGCAUUGAAAUUGACGAAUGCGCGGAAGAGCUGGCCGAAUGCCCCCCGAAAUCGGAGUGCAAGAAUUUGGUGGGCACGUACGAUUGUAUUUGCGACGCUGGAUUUGAGAAAGUUUCCUCUGGAGAGUGUGUCGAUAUCAAUGAAUGUCGACGAGAAUCCGGUCUCUGCCACUCGGAAGCUGUUUGCAUCAACACUAUCGGCAGUUUUGAUUGCGCUUGUAAAGAAGGUCUUUUUGGAUCUGGCAAAAAUGAGAGAAAUGGAUGUGUUGAUGCGGAUGAGUGCAGGAUGGACAGUAACAAAUGUGCAUUUAACGCUAUCUGUAAAAAUACUCACGGUUCUUACGAAUGUACUUGUAACGAAGGCUACACUGGAAAUGGACAUAUUUGUGAAGACGUCAAUGAGUGUGUAGAACUCACGCAUGAAUGUCCAGAAAAUAGCAAAUGUUUCAAUAACGAUGGAUCAUACUUCUGUGAAUGCCUAAGUGGCUACGAAUCGUCGGGACAAACUUGCGUUGAUGUUGAUGAAUGCUUGCUUGGCAGUCACGAAUGUCAUUUGAUGGCGGAAUGCGAGAAUACAGCCGGAAGUUAUUCUUGCAUGUGUAUUGAUGAUUGGGACGGUGACGGAAUCACUUGCUCCCAGCACAUCUGCGAUCUUUGUUCAAGUGAAGCGCAUUGCGAAGAAAAUUCAUGCUUUUGCAACAAGGGGCUUCAAGGAUCUGGAAUUGCUUGCGGUCCAGCCAAAUUCCCGUUCAUCGUUCAUCAAGAUCAGUCUUGCAAUGAUUUGUUGAAGAACCUCUCUCUCGAAAAGACCAUGUUCAUCUUCACCGUUCCAAAUAAUCCAUGCUCCGAGGAGAUUCGAGGCAAGGGUGGCGAGACAUGGAUUUUUUCCGACAAUAUUCAACCUGAGAAAUAUACUGGAAUAUUGGUUUCAGAGCAUUUACUCUCCAGCCAUUACGUCAACUCUCUUCGCAAAGAAGGUCUUCUUGUAGGCGUUGAUCUUACAGAUUCUUUUAAUAACGUAAUCGCGAGCACUGAAAUUCUAGACGAGCUCGAUUUCAUUCUCUACUCGGCUGGACCCAUGAAUAGUUAUUUGGAGAAAUGUUCAGACUCAAGCUUCGACCUGUGCUUUAAAAAGGCGUCACAUAAUCAAGGCGCUGAAUUAAAAAAUGUCACCAAGAACAGAUCAAUCGGGCACAUCCUUUAUAAUGUUGCCUGGGACGACUUUCCACGCGUGCUAGACACGUUUGAGGCUUUUGGAGGAAAUAUCUUCUUGACUGACAAAAACCCAGACGAAGCGGGUUUUCCGAUAUACUUAGAUGACGAAAAACUCAUACUUGCAAGAAAGAGCUCUGGAAACUGCGGAUGUUCGGAUAUUGAUGAGUGUGCCGCUAAGAUCCACGAUUGUCCUGAGCACUCCACGUGUGUGAAUAAUUACGCGGGCUUUUCAUGCGAGUGUGAUAAGGGAUUUAUAAAAGAAUCUGGCGAGUGCCACGACAUUGACGAAUGUCAAAUUGAUUCUUGUCCUGUUCACUCCGAGUGCGUCAAUACAAAUGGCUCUUUUGACUGCAAUUGUGUCGACGGAUUUAUCAUGGAUGAAGGCGAGUUUAUUUGUCAGGAUGUGGACGAGUGCUCCUUCCGCGUGAACGUUUGCCUCGCUGACGAGAAAUGCAAUAAUGAAAUUGGCAGUUUUUCCUGCGAAAUGGAUCGUAACACAAAUUAUGACGAAUGUCAAUUAGGCACCCAUUUGUGCCCAGUUAACUCGGUAUGCACCAAUUCAUAUUACAGAAUUACUCCUCGUGGUUACACUUGUUCGUGUGCCCCCGGUUUCGAAUGCAAAAACUGCUUUACUGGGAUGAAUGUUGAUGAUUACGCAUGUGACGAUAUUGACGAAUGUACUGAAAUGCUUCAUGACUGUCACGAGUCAGAGAUUUGCUCUAAUCUACCGGGAACUUACCAGUGCCUCUUUGACCCGUGCGCGCAUGGUAACCACAACUGUCCAUCGUUGGCUGAUUGUACCGCUAUUUCUUCUGGAGAUCCCAGUGAACCGACCUUCCAGUGCUCCUGUCAGCCAGGAUACGAGUUUGAGCCUUUAAACUCUAACAAUUCUGUCAUUAUUUGUUCUGACGUUGACGAGUGCGAGAAGCAUCAACACAAUUGCUCUGGAAAUGAAAUCUGCCAUAACCUCGAGCCAGGAUUCGAGUGUCACCAAGCAGAUUGCGCGCAACUUGACUGCUCGCAUUCGUGUCUGAAUAACACAUGCGUUUGUCCUGAAGGAAUGAAGCUCGACGACACUGAAAUAAACUGUCAGAUUAAAGACAGCGAAGUUGAUAUCAUGUGCGAUGGUGAUUCUAUGAAGGUCCUCGUUCGGAAGGCAUUUUAUUCGCAGAUGUCAGUACUCCAGUUGGCCGAUCCUACUUGCAACAUGGAAAAUGGAAACGUAGUUGAUGUCAACGAAGAAUAUUUUAUGGUAACGGCGCCACUGGACGGAUGUGGAACUCGAGUAGAAGUCGAUGAUAAGCACAUUUUGUUUAUUAACACGCUUUACGACAAUAAAGGAAGAGCUCAGGAUCCGAAAUCGGGAGCUUGGAUUCGAACACAUUCUGUUGUAACGUUAGAGUUUGCAUGUGCAUAUCAAACUGUUGUCGAUGUUGACAGUGAAGUCACUGUUGAGCCAGCUUACGUCAAAGGAUCUAGUCGAGGCACUGGCAAUUUCGAUUUCAAGCUGCAAACUUACUCCGACUCAACAUACAGUACUGUUGCAAAUGAUGGCUUUAAAACUGGAGAACUUAUGUUUUUCGAUAUAAGACUUGACCGAGCUGUUGAAGGAGUUCAGUUUACAGUGACGGACUGUACGGUUUGGGACAAAGCAAAAGAAAAACACUAUAAUGUGAUAGAAGAUCAAUGCCUCGACAGCUAUAUCAAGGCAGCUUCGCUAGAUCCUGUUGUUGUGCCAUUCCGAGCAAGAUUUUCAUACAUAGUGUUUGAGUUUUUGGGAGCAAAAGACGCCUCCGAAGUGACACUUUCGUGUAAGAUAGCGAUUUGCCAUCCUGGCGAUGUCUUCUAUUCUCAAUGCGCAGCAGGAUGCGACCUCCCAAACCAGCCUAGUCCCGAGAGCCGAAAACGAAAGCGGCGUAGUUCAGCCCUUGACAUCAUUUUUUAA